GCAGCACUGGGAGUCUGUCUGGGAGGUGCCACUGGUGCCACUCGUUUGAUUCCCAGUCCCACAAAGUUAAUGAAGUUGGAUUAUUUAUUGUUUUUGCGUUGCGGAUUAAGAAAGUGAAGAAAAGCCUGUUUCAAGAACCAUGUUCCACGGAAUUGUUUGGAUAUUUUGCCUCUGAUGUUCUGUCAAAACUUUUAUUGGACAAUGUCUUCGCUGCUUUUGGGAGGUUUUCCAUGGUUUAAAUGCAGGAGAAACUGUUAUUCGUUGUUUUGGACCGGAUAUAGUGUGGGCUGGGGCAGAGAUGCGUAAUGCGCAGAGAAAGCUCCAUCUUCUCUCCAAAUAGGCAGCGUUCAAGACCCGAAAAUGUCUAAGUCGGAGGUGAAGAAGGAGUCCGGGGAGUCCAGUCCGUCGGAGGCCGCCUGUCUCUGCUCUCCUCCGGCGGCCAAGAACCAGUGCGCCAGCUGCGGCAUGGAGAUCCAUGACCGAUACCUGCUGAAGGUCAACAACCUGAAUUGGCACUUAGGAUGUUUGGAGUGUUCAGUCUGCAGAGCGUCUCUGCGCCAACACAACAGCUGCUAUGUUAAAAACAAAGAAAUCUACUGCAAACUGGAUUAUUUCAGUAGGUUCGGCACUAAGUGCGCCCAGUGUGGCCGGCAGGUGUACGCCAGUGACUGGGUGCGACGGGCUCGGGGCAGCGUGUACCACCUGGCCUGUUUCGCCUGCUUCUCCUGUAAGAGACAGCUGUCCACCGGGGAGGAGUUUGGCCUGGUGGAGGGCAAGGUGCUCUGCCGCAGCCACUAUGACAUCAUGCUGGAUAACCUCCGCCGGGCUGCAGAAAACGGCACAGGACUGACUCUGGAAGGAGCGCUGCCCUCUGAUCAGGACUGCCAACCAAAACCAGCCAAGAGGGCGCGGACAUCGUUCACUGCUGAGCAACUGCAGGUGAUGCAGUCUCAGUUUGCUCAGGACAACAACCCUGAUGCUCAGACGCUACAGAAACUGGCAGAAAUGACAGGAUUGAGCAGACGAGUCAUACAGGUUUGGUUUCAGAACUGCCGUGCGCGACACAAAAAGCAGCCGCCUCAGAGCAGCUUCUCUCAGAGCGCUCCAAUGUCCAGGAUGCCCCCAUCGCUGCCAGAUGAUAUCCACUACUCACCAUUCAGCAGCCCGGACCGACCACAUCUACUGGCCCUGCAUGGAUACCUGGACACUCAUCCCUUCUCUGUCCUGGCUGCCCCGAGCCACUUGACCCAUCCGUCCAUCUCUCUACCACAGCUUCCCAUCAGCCGCUGACCUCCUGCGUCCACUUUUUGCAGCGUCAACCACACUGAUGUUGUAAAAAAAAAAAAAACCUUUGGGACGUACUGUCAGUAAUCUGCUCUGUUUGGGAUUCUAAUUCCCGGGCAAAAGCGAAUUCGGCGAUCUGUUUUCAAUCAAAUCGGAUUCUUUGCUGUGAGACUGCUGAGCUAAACUUGUCUUUUAAAGACAGCAGACUGUGGCGAUUGGAGACAUGUCCCGCCUCCAUGCCAACAUGGGAGUUUUUUUAUUUUGUCUUGUUUGUUGUGAUGCAGAGAAGAAGACCACUUUUAUUUUAUUUUUCCUCUUUUUGAUGGGACACAAAACAUUGCAUCAGGUCAGGAUUUUUUUCCUUAUGUUUACCCACUCAUACAAGGUAUUUUAAUUAUAUUGCUGCAAUGUGAGCUCUCAAAAAAGAAGAAAGAAGGAGUGUUGUAGCAGUAUUACAGUAAAACCUCAGCUUUUUUGGGAUUGAUGAUGAGCACAUUUGCAGGUUACUGUUGUUUGUUGUUGUGUUGUUGUCAGAAAAAAUGGAAACUCUUAUUUAUUCAGAACAAAACUUCACUUUUAAAACGCACUUUUAAAUGUGUCUAGAAAUUCAGUGAUUGUACAUUGUAAAUACUGCUACAGUUUAAUAAAAAUGUAUCAGAGCUGUUAUGAAAUUGUUUGAAUAACUGAGGUGAGGUUGAUUUAAUCAUGCAGACAGAGGGAGAGAGAGCGUGUGUGUGUGUGUGUGUGUGUGUGUGUCAUUUUCAAAGACAGAGCAUUACAGAGAAAUGUGAAUGCAUCUCCACUGGAAGCACAUUAUAUCAAGACACUAUUUUUACACUAAGAGCUGUAAAAAUCAAAAGGUCACUUGUCAGAGGCCAGGUACUUGCAGUAACCUGUUAUUGAGAGCAAUAUCCUGCGGCCAACCUGCACAUUAACUCCAAUUUAUGCUUAACAGGAGAUGUGAUCAAUCCUACUGUGAAAACGAUUAUUUGAAAUGGCAUUUUCACUCAAAGCACGGCCAUUGAUCGGGCAGUUUGUUGGCUUUUGUGAAGCCUUUUAACACUAGAUUAUCUACAGUUGUUACAUUGAUUGGCGGCACUUAAGGAGCUGCGAUGGGAAGAAUGAAUGGGAUACUUUGAGUUAAAGGAUAUCGUUAGAUCUGGAUUUUCCAAACUGGAUCAAUGAGUGGGUAGUUUUUUUCUUUUCUUUUUGCCACUGUAGUAAAUUAAAAGAGUGUGCCACAACCUUGCACUUUGAGUUUCUCAACCUGAGAUCCUGAGAUUUUUGAGGCUGGUAGAGAUAUUGUUAUUUGAGAUUUUAAACAAAUCUGAUGAUGAUGUAUCAAACUGGUAUUCAUUCUUUUACAUAAACUUUAGAGGAGUUAGAAAGAUAAGAAUAAGAUUAGAAGCAGGCGAAAACUGGUACAACAAAUAAAUCUUCAUACCAGCACCUCUAAAGGCUACAAAUUGACAUAUCAUACCUCAUUUGUGGCAACUAUUCCCUGCCAAGAAAAAGUGUGGCACCCUCAGUUAUUGUAGCCCAGUAAGAUACUGAAAAUCUUUCAUGAACAGAGCCAGGCUAGCUGUUAAAGCCGGAUUCCAGUUUUUCUGCUAAGCUAACAAGCUUCUUGUUCCAGCUUCAUAUCAAGCGUACAGACAUGAGAGUAAUGUUGAUAUUCUCAUCUAACUUUCAACUCUCUGCUCAGUUCACUGGUGUGCAAAUGAUUUAAUGGUGCAAUACUGUGUUUAUAUUUAUUGUUUUGGCCAAUGUAUUCAAUAUUGAUGUAUCUGUGAUAAAAUCAGGCUAUGCAAACUAGUGCUGAAAUUAACAAUAAUUUUCACUGUUGAUUAUAUUCCCAAUUAAUCAAUUAUCUAUAGGUCUAUAGAGUGUCAGAAAAUUAUGGAGCCCCCAAAAGAUAAUGGUGCAUUUUCCUAUAAUAGAUUUUACAUUAUUUCAGAUCCAUAGAGAAAGGCUGAGCUGUAUUAUGAUAUAGUAUUAAGUGAGUGGCCGCACCCUCAACUAUGUGUAGCUCAAGUCAGUAUCAUUGCAGCUGGAUAAAUAACUAACAGAGCUUUUUAACCUAGCUCUCUCACUGACUGCUGCCAAGGGUUGAAACAGUCUGUAGCUGUGAUAUGACAAUGGGAUGACAGAGCUUUGGCCGUUGCUAUGAUUGUGGCUGUAGCCAUGGCUGUGCUUUGGUUGUUAUGAUUAUUGCUUUGACACAUUGGUUUAUAAUGGGUGUAACAGCAAUACAUGCAGGGGUUGUGUGUGUACGGCGACAUGGUUGUGUUGGCUGGGUGUUGUAUUGAAGCUGAUGUAUACCUGAACUCCUGUGGUGUAUUGUGCUGUAUCUGUUAUGUGGUUUAACAAUGCUUUUUUUGGUUAAUGUUAAUUGGAGAAGAGUAGUCACAGCUACCAUAGCCAUAUCCAUGGUGUCAUACAUUCAGCCAUAAAUACAGCCGUAGUCUGAGACCAUAACAACAGCCUCACCCACCACAGGCAGGCAGAGCAGUCACAUCCUUUCUGUAGCAUCUUUAGUGCUUUUCCCUAGACUAACAACCAAAAACUGGACUGGACCAAAACACUUAACGUAGUCCAAGAAAAAAAAUUCCACCAUGGUCCUUUGGGGGGGAAAAAAGCCCAUUACAAUUUUCUAAAGCUCAAGGUGAUGCCUUCACAUUGCAUUUUCAUCCAACCAUCAGUCCGAAACUGGAGGAGAUUCAAUUUACUAUGGUAUCAAACAGAAAAACAAACAAAUCCUUACAAAUGAGAAGCUGGAACUGGAUUAUGUUCUGUAUUUUUGCCUGAAACAAUUUAAAUGGUUAACGGAUAAUCAGAAUAGCUGAAGAUGAAUUAUCUGUCGAUCAGCUACUAAUUGGUUUAGCUCUGCUUGAAAAGACAACCUUUGCAGAACAUGUUUAUGGUUGGUUUGUUUCUGUACUAUUACACAGAAAUGAUAUCUUACCACACAAACUUUUAUGGAGUUGAAACCUGGACCUUUAGGCUGGUCUUAGGCUAGUUAUUUUAAACCAAUAAUCCUACAAACAGCCUAAAGGAAUAAUGUGACAUUUUGGGAAACACAUUUAUUAGAUGAGAAUAUUGAUGUAUAUAUUCUUAUGUCUGUAAAAACUGUUACACCUCGGUUUGUGUGUGGAUUAAUCAAACAAUAUAACAUGUUGAUUGGUGAGCUGUAGAGGUAGGGCUGGUAGGAGAUUUAUUUUUACCUUGGGUGUUUCCAGUCUUCAUGCUAAGCUAACUGCUGCUAGCUGUUUAUAUUUAAAAGACAAACACGAGAGUGGUACUGAUCUAACUCUCAGCAAGAAAGUGAAUGAGUACAUCUCCGUUUAUUCUUUUAAAGGAUUUUGGGUUUGAAAUCCCUGACUGUUUAUAACAUUGCUGGUAAUGUAUUAUGUAUGCAUUUGUAUUUGUAUGUACAUUUGUGUGUACAUUGUACAUUUGAUUUGUUUUGAAGAGAUUUCUCAGUGGCAUUAAAGCCGGUGAGUGAAAUUACAAAAGAAGCACAAUCACAUCUAUCAUAUCAAGUUUCAGUAGUGAAAACAGCAGUGUUUCUCCUGUUGCUUAAGCAGGAAUGUCAGAAACACGACAGCACUGACUCCACACAGACAACAGAACUACAGCAGAUAAAAACAGACACAAUGGAUCCCUUAUACUGCCCAGAGAUUUAAUUAAAGAUGCCCAAAUGUUGACUGGA
This is a messenger RNA of Dicentrarchus labrax (European seabass), 4996 nucleotides long. It is a transcript of the gene lhx6b, whose product is annotated as LIM homeobox 6b. Gene Ontology annotation, cellular component: nucleus. Gene Ontology annotation, biological process: regulation of transcription by RNA polymerase II; forebrain neuron development; neuron differentiation. Gene Ontology annotation, molecular function: RNA polymerase II transcription regulatory region sequence-specific DNA binding; DNA-binding transcription factor activity, RNA polymerase II-specific. The transcript has 9 exons. The record is from RefSeq and is a predicted model, not a curated record. NCBI's taxonomy places the organism in Eukaryota, Metazoa, Chordata, Actinopteri, Moronidae. The coding region runs from base 361 to 1290 and encodes 309 amino acids.